UUUAAAACAAAUUUUUAAACAAAAUUACAGUGUAGGUCUAGUAUGUGGCUCAAGCUUUAAACGCUGUCUGUGUGCGAACAUCACCAAUGGCCGCGUUAGCAAUACUGCCACUCAGCUGUUAUUUGUUUUCGUUGGCGUCACAAAAUGCCAGGACGAGAAGGUAAGACGCGGCCAGCUGAGAGGAGCAAUUCUUAAUCGCAAUAAGAAAAUGACGUUGGAAAAGAGGGCGCAGGAAUAUUUAGAUUCGCUAAAAAUGGUUUGGAUGCAACUCCAUAGUAUGCCCGGUGUCUUUAGCUAUGAACUGAAUGCAACCAAAGCUCGUGUUCUUUCGGGCAAAUGCAAUUUCUAUGCUGAGCUAAAUAAGGAUCGAAGUAUGAAACGUCGUUUGCCCCAAACCAUUGAGAAUCUGAAUCCGAAAUUUAAACCUUCCCACUUCAACUUCAAUAAAGUCAAUACGAUUGAGCAAUUAAUGAUCAUUGAACACAAUGACAGACAAGUGCAUAUGAUUGUUAACAAGAGUCCUAUCACUCAAUAUCACACGUUAAUUUGUCCGGAUGUUAAGAAGAACUUGGUGCAAAAAAUUACUGCUGAGAGCUUACUAUUCUGCAUCACCUUUAUGCGUCACAUAAACGAUGGCAACAUACGUAUAGGCUACAAUAGUCCUGGCGCACUGGCCUCAGUUAAUCAUCUGCACUAUCAUCUCGUGCACAUGCCACAGGACUUGUAUAUAGAUAAGGUGGAACUGGAGCAUCUGGCCGAUGGUUAUACGUAUCGUUUAAGCAGCAAACUGCCCACAGAGGCGGUUUGUUUUGUAUUUAAUUCAAACGACACGAAGGCGUUGGUAAGGGAAAAGGUGGAAAAUAUACAUCGACUAACAGAAUGGAUGUGCGACCAAAACUUGCCACACAAUCUUUUCAUCACGCAUGAUCGUCGUGACUUAAACAAGCCUGGCAAAGUCUUGGUAUAUGUAUUUGCACGCAGCAAGUUCUGUGUCACUAAGGAUUUGGCUCACUUCAAUGUCGGUUUCUGUGAACUGGCGGGCUACAUACCAUUAGGUGAUGACACAAAGCUACAGAGUUUAACGGAGAAGAUGGUUGUAGAACGUGUACGUGAUAUAUCAGGCGAUGCUUAUAAAUCCGUUUACGGGAAGGUCAAGUUUAUAGUCAACAACUCUCCUACCGCACUCAUCUGGGAACAACCGUUUACCAUUUAAGCAAACACAAACUGAAGGAUAAAUAUACAAAACAUUUAUAUUUACAUUAA
Molecule: messenger RNA, 1263 nt
Organism: Scaptodrosophila lebanonensis
Lineage: Eukaryota; Metazoa; Arthropoda; Insecta; Diptera; Drosophilidae
Product: GDP-D-glucose phosphorylase 1
Exons: 3
Coding region: 209-1213 (334 amino acids)
Biological process (GO): glucose metabolic process
Cellular component (GO): cytoplasm
Molecular function (GO): GDP-D-glucose phosphorylase activity
Source: RefSeq, a predicted model, not a curated record